Messenger RNA from Ictalurus furcatus (blue catfish), 3877 nucleotides. RefSeq names its product G protein-coupled receptor 173 (gene gpr173). Gene Ontology annotation, molecular function: G protein-coupled receptor activity. The transcript is spliced from 2 exons. The record is from RefSeq and is a predicted model, not a curated record. Gene Ontology annotation, biological process: G protein-coupled receptor signaling pathway. Gene Ontology annotation, cellular component: plasma membrane. NCBI's taxonomy places the organism in Eukaryota, Metazoa, Chordata, Actinopteri, Siluriformes, Ictaluridae. The coding region runs from base 1502 to 2665 and encodes 387 amino acids.
CCAGGUCAGGUGAAAGAGCCACUCCAACGUUACAAUAAAAGAAAAGGCUGAUGUUACAUGGUCCCCUUUAUAUACGCUCACUGUAGCACGCAGUAGCGCACGAUAUACUCCCGAACCUUCCCGAGUUACUUUCGGCUUUUUCCGUAAAAAGCCGAGAGAGACCCGAACUGGUGCCGAGUCGCGUUUUCUUAUUCACUGUAGAGCAAAGAACCUGUGCAUUAUGUCCAUCUUUUACACUUUUCCUCAGUUUAUUUGUGACUCUUUGCUGUUAAAGACCAUGGCGCGUUUCCUUACACCGAUUUGCGAACCAUAAUAGUUACAACCAUGAUAGUUGGAUAUUUUGCCUUUAAAAAAAAACACAAUCCAAGGCAGUAUGUGGCGUCUAUGUGUUUUAAAUAGGGCGCCUGUUUGCGCCGUGUAGCCUCCACAUCCACACACAGGAGGAGGAGGAUGAGUGCACUGGGCGAAAGGACAACGAUCAUAGCGCUGGAGACGCGGAGAUGCUUAACUCGCCAGACAGAUUAAAUCCCUUUCAAGACGAGCUGUGUGGAUGUCGCUGUGGCGGAGGAAAACGGUUUCAGCUCCGGUUAAAAUUUCGGGAAGAAAAUGAAGACUGUGAGGAAGCAUCAUCUUGAGCUUGAAUGCUAUUAGGGAGCGCCGAGGCAUUAUGAACACAGUGCUGCGUACCUCAACAUGACAGUGCCGCGUAUCACGGGAUUUUACAUUAGGCUACCAUAAAAACGAAAUAUAACAGUCUGGCAGUGCCUAUGUAUUUAUUUUAUUCUACCACAGUGCGAUGGGAAUAUCCGGCUGAGGCUUAGGCUAGCGUUUAUGGAAAACCCGAAGACAUGACAUGCACACGAAAAAAAAGGAAACGACAUUUUUUGCUUUUUAAAUCCCGUGUUUACAUAAGCUAACGAGCCGCUGGCUAAACAACGGGGCUUGCUGUUCGACACGAACCCGGUUUUUGCGUUAUUUCCCCCUCAGACGUAACCAUUUUGUUUAUUAAUUCGUUUUUCCCCCAUCCAUCUGAUAUAUUUUUCCGGUUCUGUUACGGGUUAAUGAGUUGACAGUCGAUACUGGACCGCAGGUUUGGAUUCAUGAUUGAUUCUCUGAGCGAGGGGUGUCAUUUGGAAAAGAACAAUUUUUGCAUCUUUUGUGUGUUUUUGGUUCUUGACAACUGCAACAAGCUCCCGUUCAGGCCUGCUGUCCAAGCCAAAGCCAUUGUGUUGAGGACAAACUGGAGAUUUCCAGGUGUUGUGAAGGGUCAGGAGGGGAGACAUUUUUGAAAGGGAGCUCCAAAGAGAACUGUACAAAAUGAGGCUAUGCAGAACCAGCUUCUCCUGUUCCAUGUGAGACAACAAAUAGAGGCAACCACGUGGACGAAAAACAGCUCAACCGGAGGAGGUGGAGGAGGAGGUGGUGGUGGAGGAGGUGACAGUAAAGGAGGUGUUGGUUCUACAGGAGAAGACGAAGCUCUACCAUCAGAGCAGCAAGAGGUAUGGCCAACGGAAAUGAGAGUAGUGAUGGGUCCCACAACCCCCUGGCAGCAGUUGUGGCUACAACGGGUGGCACAGUGAAUGGAGGGCCUUCAUCAGCAGUGUCUACCUACAUCAAGCUUGUCCUGCUAGGGCUGAUCAUAUGCAUCAGUCUAGUGGGCAACCUGGUGGUAUCUUUGCUAGUGUUAAGGGACAGAGCCCUACACAAGGCCCCAUACUAUUUCUUGUUGGAUCUUUGCUUGGCUGACACAAUUCGGUCAGCAGUCUGCUUCCCAUUUGUACUAGUGUCCAUCAAGAAUGGCUCAACCUGGACCUACAGUGUACUCAGCUGCAAGGUGGUGGCUUUCAUGGCUGUGUUGUUCUGCUUCCAUGCAGCCUUCAUGCUGUUCUGCAUUAGUGUCACACGGUAUAUGGCCAUUGCCCACCAUCGGUUCUACUCUAAGCGCAUGACCUUCUGGACGUGCGUUGCUGUGGUGUGUAUGGUCUGGACACUGUCAGUUGCUAUGGCCUUUCCACCUGUAUUUGAUGUGGGCACCUAUAAAUUCAUCCGUGAAGAAGAUCAGUGCAUUUUUGAGCACCGUUACUUUAAGGCCAAUGAUACACUGGGAUUCAUGCUUAUGCUGGCCGUGCUUAUCCUAGCCACUCACGUGGUCUACAUGAAGCUCUUGCUCUUCGAGUACAAGCACCGCAAGAUGAAGCCCGUCCAGAUGGUACCCGCCAUCAGCCAAAACUGGACCUUUCAUGGGCCUGGAGCCACAGGCCAGGCAGCCGCCAAUUGGAUUGCAGGUUUCGGCCGGGGCCCAAUGCCACCUACCCUGUUGGGUAUCAGGCAGAACUUGCACAACCAGAACCGAAGGCUGCUAGGCAUGGAGGAAUUCAAGGCAGAGAAGCAGCUUGGCAGGAUGUUUUACGUAAUCACCCUGUUUUUUCUGGUGCUGUGGUCACCAUAUAUUGUGGCCUGUUACUGGCGGGUUUUUGUGAAAGCAUGUACCAUCCCACACCGGUACCUCUCCACUACGGUGUGGAUGAGUUUUGCCCAAGCGGGGGUGAACCCCAUUAUCUGCUUUUUCCUUAACAAGGACCUCAAAAAGGGUCUGCUGGCCCAUUUGCCUCCCUGUUGUAGAACUAAACCUCAACUACCCCGUGAGCCUUACUGUGUCAUGUAAAGACAAGUGUUUAUUUAUUUCUGUUAUAAUUUCCUUUGUUUCUCUUUGGGUGGGUCACAAUUGGACAGUUAAUAUGGUUUAAAAGUUAUUUGAAGAUGGAGGCAUGAGGGAUGGUUUCUUUUGUUGUAAGGUUAGGGAGGUCAUGGGGGAAAACAUCUGCUGUCAUCUAAAUGCUAUGUAUUCUUUUUCUUGCUAUUAAGGGAAAUGGUUCAGGGCUAAAAUGAGAGGCACUAAAUCAAAUACAAAUGUGUUUUGAGAAACAGUGCUAUUUAAUACAGCCUUGACCAUGCUAUCGUUCAAAAGACAAAAAUUUUUUCAUAAAAUACCAGUGUUGGUAAUGAGUGUGUGAGGGUCAGAAAAUGGAUUGAUCUGUGAAAAUAAUUAAACUUGACAUUAACAUUACUUCACUAAUUCACUGAUCAUGUACCAUUAAUCUUCAAAGUUCACUUUGGCAUAGUAAUUUCUAUUUGAAAUUAUAACUGCUAAAAAAUGCAUAUAUUACAGUAAUAAAAAAAAAGCAUGUAUUCUUAAAUUUUAAAGUGCCAAAGGCCAACAAACACAUGAGAGUUUGAAAUGCAAAUUUGGUAUGUUAUUGCAAGUUUUGAACACGAGUUAGUGUAUAGAACAGAACUAUACUAUACUUGAAAACAAGUUAGAGUUUAAUCUUUGAAGGUUUAUCCAAUAGUCUGUAAUCACAUUUGCACUCGCUCUCAUCUUUCAUGACCUACCAUGUUUGUCUCCCUGCCAUAUUUAUAAAUUACUUUCCACUGAUGAAAGUUCUUUAAAGCUGAAAAUGAGUCCCCAUAUGAUGUGGUUGCACAAUCCAUGAGUCAUCCGUUGAUAUCAAAACAGAAACCUUAAAACUGCAAAGUCUAUAUAACACAACUCACCAUUUUUGAAAGCAUUUAAAAUUUUUGCCUGAUUUUGAUGUUCUAGAAAAAAAUCCCCUAAUUGGAUGAAUGUACUAAAAGUACUGAAACUGAGAUGUUACUGAAUUGAAUCAGUCUUUUUGGUUGAUCCUACAUGACGUUUAAGAGUACAAAAUUACCAGUUACUUGAAUCCAAUUUGAAGUCAUAUCACUGAGUGCAUAACAGUUUUCUAUAGGUAAAAAGAAAUAUGUAUACCUAUAGUUCACAUACAUUAUUAAAUUCAGUGAUAUUCUAUUAUAAAAAAUAAUGUUAAGAGUGACAUCCAAGAAGACCACGAGUUAG